AAGUGAUUUACUUUCAUUUAAGACAGGUAGCAUUUGUCCUUAUAUCACAGUUUUUAAAGUUUCUUGCCUAUGGUCUUUAUUUUCUACCUAUAGUUAUGAAACUCUUCCUCAUUGACAGGGAACACCCAUGACAUGCCUGUGUAUAACCUUAAAAUUGCCUUGAGACCACAGCUUGAGAGUGUGUGUAUAAACACCACACAGGGUCAAAUUCCACAUGUGCAUCCAAGUUAGCAACUUUUAGUAGUUUAGUAGUGGCAACUAGUUUCAGUUGCUUUAAAGGGUCAUAUUGUUAAGAAAUUCUGGCAUUUCUCAGGAUUCUAAAAUAAUAACUUUUGUUUCACUGCUUGUGAAAAUUGUCUGGAUUGCUGGGAACCAGGAGAAAAGAACAUUUCAACAGGAUUUGGCUAUCAGCAAAUCUGUUUUGGUUUCCUGUUCUGGCCUCCCUACCUAUCCAGCUACAUUAUGCCCCUGCCGGCAGGUUUCUUCUUUCUUUUACCACAGGAAAAUUGUCCGGCCUCUUUUUCUAGCAUUUUCAGGACCCGCCUGACAGGAAAUUUUCUAAUUGCCGGAACAGCUGGUAGGAGAAAACUUUGCAAGGGCUUGGCCUUCCCUUUCUAACUUAAGUUUUACUGGCAGAAAUUCUUUUGAUACCAUCAUGGUUUCAUAGCCAUGUUUAAAUUUUUGUCUUUUCGUGUUCGCUCUAUACAGGAAGAAGUCAGUAUCAAAGAAAUUGCAAUCACUCAUCAUGUAAAGGAAGGACAUGAAAAGGCAGAUCCUUCCCAGUUUGAACUUUUAAAAGUAUUAGGGCAGGGAUCAUUUGGAAAGGUUUUCUUAGUUAAAAAAAUCUCAGGCUCUGAUGCUAGGCAGCUUUAUGCCAUGAAGGUAUUGAAGAAGGCCACACUGAAAGUUCGAGACCGAGUUCGGACAAAAAUGGAACGUGAUAUCUUGGUAGAAGUUAAUCAUCCUUUUAUUGUCAAGUUGCAUUAUGCUUUUCAAACUGAAGGGAAGUUGUAUCUUAUUUUGGAUUUUCUCAGGGGAGGAGAUUUGUUUACACGCUUAUCCAAAGAGGUGAUGUUCACAGAAGAAGAUGUCAAAUUCUACUUGGCUGAACUUGCACUUGCUUUAGACCAUCUACAUAGCCUGGGAAUAAUCUAUAGAGACUUAAAACCAGAAAACAUACUUCUUGAUGAAGAAGGUCACAUCAAGUUAACAGAUUUUGGCCUAAGUAAGGAGUCUAUUGACCAUGAAAAGAAGGCAUAUUCUUUUUGUGGAACUGUGGAGUAUAUGGCUCCAGAAGUAGUUAAUCGUCGAGGUCAUACUCAGAGUGCUGACUGGUGGUCUUUCGGUGUUUUAAUGUUUGAAAUGCUUACUGGUACACUACCUUUCCAAGGAAAAGAUCGAAAAGAAACAAUGACUAUGAUUCUUAAAGCCAAACUUGGAAUGCCUCAGUUUUUGAGUCCUGAAGCCCAGAGUCUUUUACGAAUGCUUUUCAAACGAAAUCCUGCAAACAGAUUAGGUGCAGGACCAGAUGGAGUUGAAGAAAUUAAAAGGCAUUCAUUUUUCUCAACAAUAGACUGGAAUAAACUGUAUAGAAGAGAAAUUCAUCCACCAUUUAAACCUGCAACGGGUAGGCCUGAAGAUACAUUCUAUUUUGAUCCUGAGUUUACUGCAAAAACUCCAAAAGAUUCACCUGGCAUUCCACCUAGUGCUAAUGCACAUCAGCUUUUUCGGGGGUUUAGUUUUGUUGCUAUUACCUCAGACGAUGAAAGCCAAGCUAUGCAGACAGUUGGUGUACAUUCAAUUGUUCAGUUACACAGGAACAGUAUUCAGUUUACUGAUGGAUAUGAAGUAAAAGAAGAUAUUGGAGUUGGCUCCUACUCUGUUUGCAAGAGAUGUAUACAUAAAGCUACAAACAUGGAGUUUGCAGUGAAGAUUAUUGAUAAAAGCAAGAGAGACCCAACAGAAGAAAUUGAAAUUCUUCUUCGUUAUGGACAGCAUCCAAACAUUAUUACUCUAAAGGAUGUAUAUGAUGAUGGAAAAUAUGUGUAUGUAGUAACAGAACUUAUGAAAGGAGGUGAAUUGCUGGAUAAAAUUCUCAGACAAAAAUUUUUCUCUGAACGAGAGGCCAGUGCUGUCCUGUUCACUAUAACCAAAACCGUUGAAUAUCUUCACGCACAAGGGGUGGUUCAUAGAGACUUGAAACCUAGCAACAUUCUUUAUGUGGAUGAAUCUGGUAAUCCGGAAUCUAUUCGAAUUUGUGAUUUUGGCUUUGCAAAACAGCUGAGAGCGGAAAAUGGUCUUCUCAUGACUCCUUGUUAUACUGCAAAUUUUGUUGCACCAGAGGUUUUAAAACGACAAGGCUAUGAUGCUGCUUGUGAUAUAUGGAGUCUUGGUGUCCUACUGUAUACAAUGCUUACCGGUUACACUCCAUUUGCAAAUGGUCCUGAUGAUACACCAGAGGAAAUAUUGGCACGAAUAGGUAGCGGAAAAUUCUCACUCAGCGGUGGUUACUGGAAUUCUGUUUCAGACACAGCAAAGGACCUUGUGUCAAAGAUGCUUCAUGUAGACCCUCAUCAGAGACUGACUGCUGCUCUUGUGCUCAGACAUCCUUGGAUUGUCCACUGGGACCAACUGCCGCAAUACCAACUAAACAGACAGGAUGCACCACAUCUAGUAAAGGGUGCCAUGGCAGCUACAUAUUCCGCUUUGAACCGUAAUCAGUCACCAGUUUUGGAACCAGUAGGCCGCUCUACUCUUGCUCAGCGGAGAGGUAUUAAAAAAAUCACCUCAACAGCCCUGUGAAGUGACCUCAGUGAGAUAUUUGGUACCAUGGUGUAAGCUGAUAGCACAAGUUCUGGCGACAGGUAGCACAUAUCUGAGAGACACCUGCAAGCACACACUGUCCCAAGUGGUACCCAUAAUGCUGCUGCUCCUGCUGCUGCUCCUGCUUUCGUCUCUUCUCGCUUUAAAUGAUUGUUAGCAAGUUAGAUUUUCCUGGAGCUUCGGAUGAAAUGAAAAUGGAAACAUGAUGAAGAUAUAGUCACUGAAUCAACAAGAAAAAUAAUGAACAUAUGAAUACCACCUAAAAAUACACUGAAUAAAGUACACCAUAUAGCAUUAUUUUUAUAGGAAAUAUUUCAUGUCCCUUAAAUAUUCUUUGUUAGUUAUAGGGAUGGACAGUUUAUGUUAAGCACUUAGCUUAAACAAUCCGUUUAUAUUAGCACUGUAUCCCUUGUGCCAUCCAACAUUUUGUAUGUUUUUGUAAACAAUUCAUAUACAGUACAUUUCUGUACUGCUUUCUUUAAUGUAUACAUGCCUUGUUUAACUUGGAAUCUAUUAUUAUUAAUCAAUUGACUAUUAAAUCUGGUUAAAUAGUUCACCUGGAUUAACAGUAUUGUUGGACAGCCCUAAAAAUGGCCAGAUUGUGGAACAGCUGUUGAAUGUAAUACUUCCAAAAUGUACAUAUCUUUCCCCAUGUCUGUUUCACUGGUUCAUUCAUUUGUUUGUUUCUUAAAGUCAGGUGCUCUGUCAGACUAACCUAGAGAGCCGUUACAGUAGAGAAAGUUAUCAUAUGUGUAUGGCAUGAACUCAAGAAUACACCUAUUUAAGUUAGUCCAUAUACUUUGCAACUCCUUAGAGUUCCUUUUCCCUUAAUUAAGGAAGUAGUCCUUGCACUUUUAAUCUUACAUAGCAUCCGUACUUAGAAUUUGGUAUAUCAUUUGGGAUUUUGCCAAUAUACAUCAAAGCCCUUUAAGAGUCAUGGUAAAGAGAUUGGUGAAGGAAAAUUUAGCAACAGGAGAUUGAAGUCCUAUUGGAUAUUUCAUGUUUAAAUAGAUAUUCUAUAUUAAACACUAAUUUGAACGUAAUAAAGGCCAAAGGCCUCUAUAUGAAAUUGAAUUUAAACUUUCUUAUUUUAGGGAUUAAAACAUUAUUGAUCAAACAGUAUCUGUACUAACCUAAAAUUAGAGGUAGGGCAGGCUAAGUGAACAUUCGGCAUUGAGUGUUUUCUGAAUUCCCCAUGAUAAUUUAUAGCCAUAUACUGCUUCCUUUGACUUCAGGAAUGAUCAGGUUUUAUGACAGCCACUGGGUCUGCUUAUAUCACUGUAUUCAUUAUCUGCAUCUAAUUUGGUAGUUUCUACAAUUUUAUCUGGUGAAAGAAACUUCAGUAGCCAUUGUUACCUGGGUCUUUGCCAAGCUACCUAGCAUACAUCAACAUUUAAUGUAAAAGACAUAUGAGCAAGGAAAAAGUGGUUUAAUUUACCUUAUUAAGAAAGUACCCAAAUGGGCCAGGCACGGUAGCUCACACCUGUAAUGUAAUUUUAACACUUUGGGAGGCCGAGGCAGGUGGAUCACCUGAGGUCAGGAGUUUGAGACCAGCCUGGCCAACAUGGCAAAACCCAGUCUCUACUAAAAAAUAUAAAAAUUAGCCGGGCGUGGUAGCACACACCUAUAAUCCCAGCUACUCAGGAGGCUGAGGCAGGAGAAUUGCUUGAACCUGGGAGGUGGCAGUUGCAGUGAGCCAAGAUCACACCAUUACACUCCAGCUUGGGAGACAGAGUGAAACUCUGUGUCAAGGAAAAACAAGAAUGUCCCCAUACGGAUUUUUCGUAGUCAUGUACUAAGCCAUGUAUAUCAGAAACCUUUUUUCCUGCCAGAAGCUUUAAAUUUUCCCUUAAGAGUACAAAGCCAAGAGACUGUGGUUUAUCUAAAUGUCCUAAAAUCCACUUGUCAUUCCUUAAUUUCUCCUCUAUGCAAUUAAAGAGAAAGGGAAAAUCUAUAACGUUUCUUUUGCCCAAGUGACACAAAAAUGAUUAUUGCAUAGAAAUCAAAUGUAAGUUUAGUUUCUAAAUGAAAAACGUAUAAGAGGGAUAUCAGAAUAUCUAGAUAGAGAAAGUAUUUUAAUGUUCUUGAAUAUAUGGAUGCUAACUAUUUAAAGCUGCUUUCCAUUGCUUGGAAAGAGAGCUUUUUUCCCUCCUCUAUUCAGUGUUUCAAAUUAUGGUUCAUCUCAAAUUAUUGUCACUUUUAAAAUGUUAAUGUCAUUCUGAGCAGAAAGAAAACAUGUGUUUUCAGAUUUUUUACACUGAUGCUACUCCAUAAUUGCUUAAGUGUAUUGUCAUCAUAGUCUUUUAGAACUAGAAGUAAACACAUAAAUCCUUGUGAAUUACUCAGUCCAACUUUCUCAUAUUGCAUGUAAAUAACCUGAGACAAAGUCUAGAAUCCUUAACUUCUCCCCAUUUAAGGUUUUUUUUUCCUCAUAACACCAUGCUGCCUUUCCUUCAUAUCACCAACCAGUAGCUGAGUUCAAAAACUAUAUAUUUCUUGGGCAGUCCUCUACUGGUAUAUGAUGCCAACUUUAUUUCUUUCAAAGAUAAUUGCCGCCUUUGCCUAGUCAAGCAGCCAGUUUUAUUGGAGAAAAGCAAGUUAUAUGUUCACAAAAUGGAAGGCUUUCUACCUACAUUUAUUUCAUCUAUGGUUCUGGUGUUCCCUUCCAUUGCUUUUGACGUACAGUCAAAAAAACUUGGCCAACAAUGUGCUCUAAAUAUAGUGCUUGUUCUGAGUUAAUUUUUCCAUUAAUUUCUCAACAUCAAUUCUUCAGUCCCCUACAGUUGUGGUAUUGAGGCCCCUGAAGGCUUCUGCCUUUCACCAAUUAGUGCUGCCAGUUACUGGGGCUUCUCUCAGAAGGUAUCAGUCCACAAGCCUCCUCUUAGUCUCUAAUCCAAAAUAAUAUCCAAAGCGAGAGAUUGAAUUAACCUUGUCAAGCACAUACUGGAAAGUAUGAAUUACACUACCAUGUGUUCGUAUCUUCCUUUCAAGUGAUGAUGUUAAUGAAGGUAAGUUUUCAUCCUUUUUUAAUUUUUGUUUUUUAUAAAUCGUUUCAGCUUUUUCUGGUUUAUAGAGGUGUCUUCUUUCUAAUGCAACAGACCCCUGACUUUAACUGAUUUGAUACGGAUGCGUUAAUUACAAGCAACCUCAAAAGUCCAAAAAUGGAAUAAUUUUGACAAGGCCCAAAGUUGAAAUGCUAUGAAGCUUGUGUGUUUGAAAAGUCACUGAUGAUUAUCUGGAGAGAAGGUGUGGUGUGUAUGCUGUAGAGUUUCCACAUUUCACAUGCAGUGCACUCCAAAAAGCGGGUUUGGGUCAACCAUUUCCCAUCUCUUUUUAAGACGUGACUGCUCUUGGGGCAGGGAAUAUGAUGGGAGGUGAGGCUGUCCAGUAAGCUGUGCCCUGCACCUUCAGCCCAGGAAAGAUUUGAACAGAGGGUAGGUGGGUGCAAAGGCUUAAAGAAAGAGCAGAAUGUAUUGGCAGGAAAGGGACUGGGGUAAGCCCAGCCUGGGGUGAGAGCAGAAAAGCAUUCAAGAUUUGCAGGCCUUGCUAAGGUUGUGCUUAAUCACCAUGGAGGCCAGCAAUACACAUCUUAACAUCGCUUUGAUAUUCUCUACUUCCUGGCCUUCAAAAAUGACCUAUAAUUUUUCAGUUUGCUUCAUAUUAUAUAAAGAAAAUUCUAUCUUAUGGUUGAUUGAGCAUUGAGACUUAUGAAGGCAUUAGGGUAAAUAGCUCAGGAAUGUAAAGGUUCAGAAAAGGUCUGUUUUCUCAGAUUAACAAAUACAAUGUAUUCCAUGGCUGACCUUGGUGCUUAAAUCAGGAGGUUUCAAUCUGGUUCUAGAGUUCUGGUCCUCUGAAAGGCCCAAUGCCAUGUGACUAACUUUAAACUGGAUAUACACUUUGAGCCUUACUUAAUUCACAGAUAAGUUGACUUAACUCAGUAUUUUUAUUUCAAUUAAUGAAAAUAGUCCUCUUUUCAACCCCAGGUUGCUUACAUUUUGCUGGUCUCCCCAAGUGACCAUUGGUGGGGACCAAUUAAUGAAGGAAUGAAAUUCACUUUCUUGGGACUGUGGUAUUCUACAGAGCCACACUUAACCACUUUUUCCAAUGAAGAAUCUCCAGAAUGAUAAUGCCCAAAUAUGGAUGACCAAGAAGAAUUUGUAUCUACAGUGUGCUUUAUGUAUUUUUGACACUGCUGUAUUCUGUGUGAUCAAGUGAUUUGCAACUGGUUCCAAUGUGACAGGGUUCUCAAAGAAUUCUAGUAACUAAGUCAAUUUUCUUAAGCCUGGUAUUACUGUCAGCCUCACAUUUACCACUUUGAUUCUAGUUUUUUAACUGUUCAUAACAGGGCAUACCAAGGGUUGGGAUGAGAGCCUACUUCCUACCUCUUAAGGCACUUUCCUCAUUAUUUUGCCAUAUAAUCUUGAAGUACGUGAUACGCUGUUUAAAUGUCCACAAUUUCUCUCAGAGCAACUAGCAAAGUAUAUUACAUUUUGAUUAGAGAUUAGUGGAAAGGAAAAUUUAGAGAUUUAAGUUCAGAGGUACAAACCUCAAGAAAACCUCUUUAGAGCACAUACCGUGAGUAGAGUAUAUGUAAGUGUAUAUGGGAAGAGAGUCGCUAUAAUAGUCCUCUCUAAGUAGAUUAGUUCAUUGUCUGAUGGAAGUGAACAUCUUCACUCCUAUUAUCACUAUAGUACUGAAUGAACUGUAUACUGAGUUUUUCAAACAAGUAUUUAAAAUAGAACUUUUACCUACAAAGCAAGGGCAUAAAGAUAAAGAUUUUGGUUUGUGUUUCUAUAAGUGUAGUUUACCACCUAAAACUUUGUUUUUUAAUUUUUAAAAAAAGCUUCAAGGUAUUGCCAUUCCUUAGCAUCUUUAUUCAUUAUGGGUGAUGAGUUUUUAACUCUUAAAAUUAUAUACAUGUAUUAGUUAAUCUUAACCAUUGCCCUAAGCAAAAGGGAAGGUAUACACCUAAGGGAUGUACUUACUCUGCAUUUUUGGCCAAGGGUGGGAAUGGGGUGGGUGCCUACUUAAAUAGUUUUUAAAAAAGAAAAAAAUCACAAAUAUUUUUCUACUAUUAUAUAUGAUCUUCCUUUAUACUAGUUUCCCUCUAGUAAGGCAUGCCAGAAGCCCAAGAUACCAUAUCAUGAAUUCUUAACAUAUUGUACCUUUUGUUGGUGGUUAAAUCGCAUCAGAUGCUUGGCAUUGCUGCCAUAAUUAUGAAAUGCUUGUAAAGGAUCAAAUAUCACUAAAUACUUUAAAUUGUUUUACUUAAGAGUCUAAUCUGGGAAGUUUUCAAAUCAUACUAUUAAUGUGUAAUCUAAGCUCUUCCGAUGUAUCCAUGAAUAAUCCUGGAACAAUAUUGCUUGUACUCCUGUCAUAGAACAGGUUUUGUAAUCUUUAAAAGAAAUGAAAAUUUAUAUAAUAAAGUUUCAAAUCAA
This is a messenger RNA of Callithrix jacchus (white-tufted-ear marmoset), 8261 nucleotides long. RefSeq names its product ribosomal protein S6 kinase A3 (gene RPS6KA3). The record is from RefSeq and is a predicted model, not a curated record. Gene Ontology annotation, molecular function: protein serine/threonine kinase activity; magnesium ion binding; ATP binding. Gene Ontology annotation, biological process: intracellular signal transduction; protein phosphorylation. Lineage: Eukaryota; Metazoa; Chordata; Mammalia; Primates; Cebidae.